UGCACUUGCUUAAAGUUCAGAGUGUACUGUCCUCAGACUCGAACGAUGAAAGGCAAUGUUUCUUGUCUAAACAAAUUAGAACAAUCAUUUUGCCGUGACACUUCACUAAUAAAAUGUCCUUUUGGAUACCACGUGAGGGUCCUUAAGAUAUUUUUUUCCUUUCCAGAACGUAGUGGGGGAAAAUGUUUGUCCUCUUCCAGAGAAUGUAGGUGUUUGCACAUUAUGUAGAGAUGUCCACAUGAAUGUAUUAGUAUGUCUCUGGUAACAAGAGGAUAAGGAGGUUUAUCAAGCCCUCAGGGUUAUUUUUCCAGUGCAGGUUAGCUGCAUUAGCAAGAACACCGAGUGUUCGAUGCUGAGGCCUAGUGGUUUGGUUAUCCUCCCUGGGUUCCACAUUCACUGUCCGUGUGGACAUUUUGCAAGUGCAUGCCAAGUGACCCCAAGAGAGCAGGAAGAAGGUGGGUCAGUAGUAGCGCAUGUAUUAGUAGUGGAGAUUUCCCUUCUCUCCAGGAAACUCCAGCCCUUAGCUGCUGCUUGCUUUUCCCCACACGUGUCCAGAUAUCAACUCCUCAUUUUUCGGGCCCUUGGAAACACGGCUUACUUCUCCGAAGGUCCUUUAUCUUACUUUCCUUAUUUUUACCUUCUGUUAGUACUUCUCUCUCAUUUCUCUCUUCUCUUAGUGAUUGUAAAUGCUUGGGCAUUGUUCCAGUAAAAGCAACAAGCUUUUCAUCCUCAUAAAAUUAUUUGGCCUAAAUCAUGUUUUAUAUUUUAGAACAUGAAUCAAGAAGGAUGGAUUGUGGAGACAAUAUCAAACCCGACUGAUGUGGCUCUGGGAAGCAACUCCAGGGCUGUUGAUGGGAAGUUACAGAGCUGAAAAUUUCAAGUUCAGCCCGAGGGAGGAUUUUUUGACAGAGUAGUGUUAAUCACACCCGAAGUGUCCAUACAAGUCUGGAUGACCACAUUGGGGACAUUGCAGAAUGGUCGGUGGCUGAGCUCGUAUAGAUCUUGCAAAGUCUUGCAUAUUUCAUAAACCCGAGUUGAGCCCUAAUUAAGCUGCUUAUUAACCACAGGCUUCAAGAAACAUAUAUACUCUUUAUAAGUCUUGGGUUUCUCAUAAAAAGAGGGUUGGUGUGAAGAAUAUAUGAAUGCAUAAAAAAAUCUUCACAGUGCCUGACUCAUAAUAAAAGUACUCAGUCAUUGUUAGGGAGGCAGGCUCUGGAGACAGACUGUGUGGAUUUCAGUCCUGGCUUUGCCAUUUUACUGUGUGCCCCCAGGCAGUUUGCUUCUCUGUGCCUAGUUUUCUCAUUUUUAAGAUAGUAAUAAUAGUAGAACCUACCUCAGAGACUUUUUAGCAAAUAAAGAAGGUACUUGACAUGUCACUACCAUGACAUCUCUCCUAGACAUGCAGUAGGAUUAUCCUUCCCCAUCCCCUAGAAGUUAGAUGGGGCCUGUGUAAUGAGUGGAGGAAGCCACAGGUGGGUCUCCUACGGGACAAGUCUUUAUUUAGGAGUCGGUGGCCCACUCACUGGCAGCGUUCCAGGCAGUAGAAGCUCCAGUGUGGCCUGGGUCCCUCGGCUGACUCAUGGCACACUUUUUAGCAUGAGCAAGAAAUAAACCUUUCUUUUAAAGGCCCUCAGAUUUUGACGUCGAUACCACGGCAAAGCCUAGCACAUUCUGACUGGCAUACCAUAGGAACAGCCUUGACUCUAGACCUGAAGUAGAGGUCAGCUAAAAUUAUUAAUAGUAAAAAAUGUUCGUGAUAUUGACUUGGAUUCCUAGGCUGCAAAGACUUUGUAAAAUCCUUUAGAUAUUGAAUGUGCAGAUCCUGUGGGCCUGUGUGUAUGUAACCCUGCACUCACGUGUGUUCUGAAAUACCUGUUGUCUUGGAAGUAACAGCCUAUUUGAAAGACCUGACCCUUUUCUUAACAAUGUCUGAGCUCAAACAGCCUUUCUUUAAGCAGAGGCUCAUUGUAUCCGGUCUUGGGACUAAGCAGGCAUUUGUCACCUGUCACACAUUCUGGCCACUCCACGGACCCCAGAGCCUCAGAGAACUCCUGCCUCAGUCCUCAUCCUUCGGGGGCCCACAGGAGGCCCCCAUUCUCCUUUGCAGUUCUGUUUCAUGGGGGUUUGGGUCGUGUAUCUCUGCAUUGGGUAGCCUUCCCUCCUUGUUCAUUUCCCCGUGGAGCUUUCGGGGGUAAAUAACAAAGUGUGCUGGGAGGCAGCUGCCUUUCGCAGGCUGAACAGCGUGUUCCGCACGGCACCGGCGAGGGCUUGCCCGCGCCCUGGCGAGUAAGGUGAGCCACCGUGGGGUGCUGUGCUGGAGGCUUGGUUCCUUGCAGAGAUGAGUCAGGGUCCAAGUAUGACGUCUGUCCAGGACUGAGGCUUUUCCUCAGCCUUUGUUCCAGAACAUUGAGGUGACAGUGGAAACGUCUCUGCUGCCGGAAGGAAAACGCAAUUAGGAGUGGCAUUUCGCUAGGGUGCUGGUGGUCUGCCUUUCAUGGAAGGUAAUAACAGCCAAGUAAUUCCGGGAGAACUAAAAGAGGCUAGCAGUUAUUUUUAAAAGCAAGAUCUUUUCUGCCAAAACAGCCACCCAUUUCAUUUUUAAAAAAUUGGAAAUUGGAAAAUACAAAAGAAUGAUUCCUCACAACCCCAGGGUGCAGAGGUAAGCAGUGUUGACAUUUUGGAGCUUGUUUUCCUUUCAUUCUUUACAUACAUUUUAAAAUGAAGUUGAAUUUAGGUACAUUUUAAAACAAAACUGGGAUGGUAACGCUAACAAACAUUUGUUGAAACCAUUCUGUGUGCCAGGAGGUCUUUAAGCAUUUUGCCUGCAUUAUCUCAUGUAUUCCUCACAAUGACUCUUUUGAAGAAUCAUUAUCUCCAUUUUCAGGAAAGGAAACUGCGGCACAGAGGGGCUAAGUCAUUUUUCCAGGGUCACACAGCUUAUAAGAGUGGUGCCAAGAUGGAAAUGAAAGCAGUCUGUCUCCAGAGCCCUCGGUCUUGGCUGGUGCUCAGUACUGGCUCACAGUAGCAAUAGCUUGGAUUGCCUUUGUUGGAAUUGUGCAGUAUUUGGAAUUGUCUGGUUCUAGCUCCUUGUACCAUAGAUUAGGAAAUGGAAGCCCACAGAUGUGACUCAGUUUACCCAAGAACACAUAGCUAGUAAACGUCAGUGCCAAAUUGGAGCACAGUUGCCUGACCCACGCUCAGCAUGCACGUUGACUCCAGGUGAUCCAUGAACCUUUGUCUUCCUCCCCACGUCCUGACCCUGAAACCAGGCUGCGCUGUACGGUGUACUGUGUAGGGACAGAGCCAAGUUCAGAUUAAACGAAGGAUGGGCGAGCCUGGCAGCUUGCUUUCUAGCACAUACACGUAAUUUCAGUUUGUGUUCGGGGGAAUUUACGGGCAUCUAACAAUGAUAUGUACAGCUGGCUCAAUUUUCAUGCCGUGCUGGGGCUGUAAAAGGGUGAAAGGUACAGCCUAGCAAUAUAGUUCCAACUUUUUACCCUCAUCAAACAUUUGCAACUGAGAUCUGCUGACAAGCAGUAAGAUUGAUUAAUCGGGGCUUUAAAUGCUGUCACUUCCCCCAACCUGGACUGUUGAGGACACGCCAGGCAUUGUUAUAACUAAAGUGAGUCAAAAGUCAGUCUGUGCGUAAACACCCCUGGGGGCCCGGGGCCGUCCUGCACCAGCAGGCUGGGGGAGAGAGCGAGGCUUGCUGCAUUGAGACUAGAGUGAGAUGACCGGUUGAGAAUCAAAGCAAGAAGAACAGGUGCUGACUUGUUGCUCAGCUUGGUAAGGUAGAACGUCAUGACAUGAAUACCCUAAGCCUGCCCCUGAACAUACGCCGCGGGGGGUCAGACACCAACCUCAACUUCGAUGUCCCAGAUGGCAUUUUGGACUUCCACAAGGUCAAACUCAGCGCAGACAGCCUGAAACAAAAAAUUCUAAAGGUAACAGAGCAGAUAAAAAUCGAGCAAACAUCCCGCGACGGGAACGUGGCGGAAUAUCUGAAACUGGUCAACAGCGCAGACAAGCAGCAGGCCGGGCGCAUCAAGCAAGUCUUCGAGAAGAAGAAUCAGAAGUCGGCCCACUCCAUUGCCCAGCUGCAGAAGAAGUUAGAGCAGUAUCAUAGAAAGCUCAGAGAGAUCGAGCAGAAUGGAGCCCCCAGAAGCUCCAAGGACAUUUCCAAAGACCACCUGAAGGACAUACAGCGCUCUCUGAAGGAUGCCCACGUGAAAUCGCGAACUGCCCCGCACAGCAUGGAGAGCAGCAAGUCGGCCAUGCCAGGGGUCUCCCUCACUCCCCCCGUGUUUGUGUUCAGUAAGUCCCGAGAGUUUGCCAACCUGAUCCGGAACAAGUUUGGCAGCGCCGACAACAUAGCUCACUUGAAAAACUCCCUAGAGGAGUUCAGGCCCGAGGCGAGCGCCAGGGGGUACGGGGGCAGCGCCACCACCGUGAACAAACCCAGGUACGGCAGCGACGACGAGUGCUCCAGCGGCACGUCGGGCUCGGCCGACAGCAACGGGAACCAGUCCUUCGGGGCCGGGGCCGCCGGCUCGCUGGACAGCCAGGGGAAGCUCGCCGUGAUCCUGGAAGAGCUAAGGGAGAUCAAAGACACCCAAGCACAGCUGGCCGAGGACAUCGAGGCGCUGAAGGUGCAGUUUAAGCGAGAGUACGGUUUUAUUUCCCAGACCCUGCAGGAGGAGAGAUACAGGUACGAGCGCCUGGAAGACCAGCUGCACGACCUGACCGACCUGCACCAGCACGAGACGGCCAACCUGAAGCAGGAGCUGGCCAGCAUCGAGGAGAAGGUGGCCUACCAGGCCCACGAGCGGGCGCGGGACAUCCAGGAGGCCCUGGAGUCGUGCCAGACGCGCAUCGCCAAGCUGGAGCUCCACCAGCAGGAGCAGCAGGUCCUGCAGACGGACGCCGUGAGCGCCAAGGUCCUCCUGGGGAAGUGCAUCAACGUGGUCCUGGCCUUCAUGACCGUCAUCCUGGUGUGCGUGUCCACCAUCGCGAAGUUCGUCUCGCCCAUGAUGAAGAGCCGCUUCCACAUCCUGGGCACCUUCUUUGCCGUGACUCUGCUCGCCAUAUUUUGCAAAAACUGGGACCACAUCCUGUGUGCCAUAGAAAGGAUAAUAAUACCGAGAUGAAGCCGCUGGUUCCUGCCUUCACAUCCUUUCACGUUUUUAUGUUAAAGAAAACUCUGUGCAUACUACCAAAUUUUAAAAUGAGCGGUUGUGCCGACUGACGCGUGCAAGAAUACCUGGGGCUGUGUGGUGUAAAUAUCUACGGUUUCCUCACUCGGCAGCAGGCGGCAGCUCCGUCCCUGCACUUGGUCAAUGUGAAUCUGUUCCAGAGCUCUCUCGCCUUGCUCACUGCCUUAAUCAGACUAGAUUUCCUGCCCACCUGGUUAGCCCAGCAUGGUGAACCCGUGUUUAUUGAGCCCUGGGCUUAAUUGGUAGCCCACAAGAAAAGAGGUCUCCCUCUCUUAAGUCACUGUCAGAAUUGAGCAGCACUGUCGCUGGCGGUUGUGUUUUCCCUGAGUCCCGUGAACAGCACAGGGCAUGUGUGAUCUGGGGAAGUGAACAACACGGCCAUGGCAUUGGCCGUGUUGAACGCUAGUGGCCUACUGAAGUGCAAUAAAUCCCUGUGUGAUCCCCCCUGCUUGUCCACUGAUGACCAUAGGCCCCAUUUCGUACCCAGCGUCCACAGUGGUCAAUUACGUGUGACCCUGUAGCAUGAAAAUCUUUUAAAUUUCUUUUUAUAGAGAUGGGAUCUCGCUGUGUUGCCCAAGCUGGUCUCGAACUCCUGGGCUCAAGCGGUCCUCCCACCUCGGCCUUUGGAGUAGCUGGGACUACACGCGUACACCACCAUAGCCAGCUGUCAUGGAAAUCUUUUAACACACCUGUUUAUCCAACAAAAAUCUGCGUUUGGGGUUUCGUUGCACUUUAAACGGUAAAACACAAGAAUUUGUGAAUGGGGCCUUCCCCUUCUAAUCCCCAGGGAACCACACGCUGACUUCAUCUUAACUGGCUAGCAACUGCCCUGCCUUGAAAGCAUGCAGGAGUGUUUCCAAAUCCCUCACAAACUGUGGCUUUCUCAUUAAUUUGAGUCCUGUGAGCACUAUGGAGCUUUGUGUUUUGGCAAAUCUUAAUUGUGAUAAACCCCCUUCGAGGAUGUGAUUCACUUUUUGUGAUUCAUUUUAGUCACAGAUUUGUGAGGGAUUGCAGAGCUUACUCAGGAAAUGAAAACAAAUGCUCAUGCUACAGGUUUGGUUUUUUUUUUUUUUUCCUUGAAGGACACAGAGUCUUAGUUUAUAAAGCCGAAGUGCACUGAGGAGCGGGAGCGCUGGAAGCGUGAGGAAAACGAGACGUUGGUCUCGUUGGAUGCUGGCUAGAUUAGUGGGAGCAGUUCUCCUGGAUGAAGAUGGAGAGGGGCCUCUUACGGCCGUGAAAGGCCGGCAGGAAUAAAUUGAAUCCAGUGUUUGAGCCAAGGUUGCCAUCCGUCUCUCUCAGCAUAUUUCUGAAAGUAAGUCCUGAGGUAGUGGGGUGGCCGCCCCGUGCUUCUGAGCUGGCGGCAUAAGAAGCUAACGUGCCUGUUCGGGGGACACUGCUCUCUGUCUUCAGCCCAGCCCAGCCCAGCUUCCUUUAGCUCUGUUUUUCCGCGUACAUAACAAAAAGGAAGGCGUAGAUGGUUCUGGUGGAAACGGCUGCCGAGGCCGCCUCCCACCACCUCCACCCUUCACUGAGCGCGCGAAGAGGCGAGCCGGUGUACGUUUCCUUCCAGAAGACAUCCAAUAUCCCGGAUUUAAAUUAAGUGCAAUAUUUUGCAAACAGCUCUUCCUAGGGAAAUCUCCUGAAAAUAAAUGUGACGGAACGAGCCGCAGUUUGAGAGAAUGGACUAGUGGAGCAUUUAGUCCAAGUCCGGCGUGCGGGAGACCCGCCCGGCUCCAGCUCUCCAGGCGUGCGGUUCAGUGGUUUCAGUACGUUCACAGACUGGUUCAGCUGUCGCCACUAUUUCCAGGCCCAGGCUUCUUAAAACAAUAAAUGUCAUUCAUUUCAGGAAGUCUUUGGUUGUAUAACCAGAGUAUUUUUGAUUGGGGGGGGAGUUACUCGUCCCACCCCGCGGUGUCCCCUUUUCGUUGUCGGGCUCUUCCAGGGUCUCCCGAGCUGGAAUGUACCCGCUGGUCAAGCUGGGUCCUGGGUGGGCUCUCUUUAGAGCGGAUCUUUGUGCAUGCCAGGGUCGGGGUGGGUGUAGACGCUGCUGUUGGUUUAGAGAACCAGCGGGAUUGCUAGCCUGUGAGGUGAAGGGCUCUGGGAAAAUCCAGACUCGGGCCCCAUUCUCCUGCCACCGCUCACUGCUACAACACUCAGCCGUGCCCUGCGGGUUUGCUCUGACUGGCGCCUCUCAGACCCGUGAUCGCUGUGUCUUCUCCCCGGUGAGAGAGAAGGAAAUGGAAAGCAGCACGUUCCCCCACCUCCAGGCUGGAGCUGUUAACAGAAGCUCCUAGAAACUGGCUCUGUUCUGAAGUAUUGUAGGGUCUAAAUCAUCCUAUCUGAUUACGAAUUUCUUUUAAAGAAUUCAUAUUCUCAUUGCCUCUCAAUAAAUGUCAGAUACCCUUGUUUUUAUUGGGAUGUGCUCAACCUGCCUGGCAUAUUUAUUUUAGAAUGUUACUGGAAGUUCAUGAAGCUUUUUACUUUUUAACAAGAUGAUACACUCCAAGGAGACCUUUAUUCUCUGCAGUUUAUUCUGUUAAGGAAUAAACCCUCCCACUGCUUUGUGGUCUUCGAUGUGUAAGGAGAUUAAAUGAAAUUUUAUAACUAUUACAAUGAAAAAUUGUGAUAUAGCUAUGACAUAUCCUGAAAUUGGACAUGUAAUUUACAUUUACAUUAAUCUCUUUUCUGCACCUUUCAUUCGUAGUAAACAUCUUGUGCAUACCUAACAGUGAACACUAGUAGUUAGAUGGUUAAACGCACCUGGUUACCCAGUGAACAUUAUUGAGUGAUUUAAGAUGCUGGUCUUUGGAUUCUAGCAUUGUAUUUUUUUGUGUGUGACAUAUUUUCAUGAUCACCAGGAUAAUGAUAGUUUGUUGAGCAAAAACAAAAACGCUAAAUACUCUCCGGUGGGUUUUGAAUUGGUUAUUUCAGCUCAUACUUUGAGUAUGGUUAAGCCAGAAUAACACCCUCAUCCCCACCCCCCAAAAUUACAAACCCAUAAUGAAGCAACAACCAAAAGCACUCCUUCACUGGUUUUGGACAGUGAAAGUAGGAGUAGUGCCAAGUUUCUAGGUUGUAACGUUAGUGGUUUUGCCUAUGCCAUCCCUGUGAACCCUAGAUAGACAUAAACCUUCAGAAAUCUUCUGAAACUCUGCUUUUCAUUUCAGCCAGUGAGGCUGUUACUUUGUCAGUUGGCACUCAUGUGGUUUUAGCCUUCUCUGCUUUGUCGCUCUUGUUUUCAUUUAAGUAUUGCCCCACUAUGCAGGUUUAUUGCCUUGCCAUUUCUCUAGCAUAUCAGGUUUAAUUAUGUGCUCAGUAAUAAUGAGGGAACUAGCUUCCCUCGGGCAACUAAUUACUUUUGUUCUUUUUGGUUGGAUUGUACCAAAUUAUUUUGCAUUGACUGAGAACAUUUUUGUAGGGAAUCCAGAUAUAGUUGUAUUGGUUUGGAAAAACAUUUAAAUACCCUUAUUAAUGUGAACAUGUGUGAUUAAACAAGCUAUUUUGCAUGAUUUAUAAUUUUGAGGAGUGGGCUGGGGAUAGGGAGAAAAUAGCAUCAUUUAAAAUUCAGGGCUCAUUUGGAGUUGCAUUUCAAGGUUAGCACAUGCACCAAGGAAGGAGUUGAUUUAAAAAGAUAAAUUACUGAAAAGAAUGAGAUUGGUCUGUUCACAUCAAAAGUAGAUAAGAAAUUACAAAAAAAAAAAAAAAGAUACAAAGCAGAACUAACUUGUCAUUUUCUGAAGUCAGUUCUCUGUUUAUAAGAAGCUGAAAAGUAAUGAACCUUGAUUGUUUUAGAAAUGAUUUAUGUGUUGCAAUUUUAAUUUAUUUAAAGCAUGUCUGCUGUGUUUGUCCUAAGAGAAUAUUUCAACAAAACGUGCUCUGUGUUUAAGAUAUGUUUAGGUAGUAGUUAGCGGCUCUGAAAGUAGCAACUGGAAAUGUUUCUUGUGAGGUCUGUUGCACAGUUUCCAUUUUGUGAGAUACUACGUAGUUUCAUGUCAGCCUAAAAUUGUAAAUUCUCUGUAGAUCUUCACCCCAUGGUGAUAUCAUCAAUGAACUCAAAGCGGGUGCCAUUAUUUUUUUAAACGAACACUUGAUGUUAGCUUUGGUGUUAAAUAAAGAGUUAGAUUUCUUAAAUUUUCA
Microcebus murinus (gray mouse lemur) is the source of this 9350-nucleotide messenger RNA. The record is from RefSeq and is a predicted model, not a curated record. Lineage: Eukaryota; Metazoa; Chordata; Mammalia; Primates; Cheirogaleidae.